UAAGUUAUAUUAUUUUUCUCCAAAGACCCUACUCUGAGUGAAUGCCAGAAAAAAAUGGCUUGUCUCCAAAUUUUGUUCUUCAUCUUUCUUCAUUUUUCUGUUGUCUAUUCAAAGAAUUCUUCUCCAAAUCCCACUUGUGGCAAUAAUAGCUUCUAUAUACAAUAUCCUUUUAAAUUACUUGAAGAAGGCCAAAAACCUCACACCAUUAAUGGCUAUCAAGAAUUCAAUCUUAGAUGCACUAGUGAAGGACUAGCAGUUCUAAAACUGAAACCUUCUUCUGGAGAGUUUUAUGUGCGCGAUAUCGACUACUUUGAGCAGAAAAUAGUACUUGAGGAUCCCGGAAAAUGCCUUCCAAGGAGGCUUAUGAACUUUAGUUGGUCAUCUGAUUCUCCUUUCAUGGCUGUGCUUUAUCAAAACUACACCUUUUUGAGGUGUCCGGUGGAACACCAAGCCGGUGCCGUAGCUUUUAGUCCAAUUAGGUGCCUGAGUAACUCGACGGUGUCUAUGUAUGCUACUGCAUCGAAAUUGCGAGCUGAAGAGAUGAAAUCAAACGGGUGCAGUGCAGUAGUUAAUCUGCCAAUUCCGGUUGCUUCGCUUGAUCAAUAUGAACUCAAUGGGUUUGAUAGCAAUCUUCAGUUGGAAUGGGAUAUCUCUAUCUGUCGACAUUGCACAGGUAAUCCGUACGUGUCCUUCCGUCUUUUCAACAAAAAUAGACAUUUUAACAGUCAAAUAAAUAGUUUUCAUCUUUUGAUCCUUCGAGAUUAUUGUUGAAGGCUAGUCGAGCUCGAGCACCUUGUUACAUAGUUUAUAAAUUGAAAACUUGGCUUUAUCAGAAGUUUAGGGUGCAAUUAGUUUCCAUUUUCAUUUUUAAAACGAUUUUUAGUUUCCCCCGAAAACGGCCUGUUAUCUGAG
Molecule: messenger RNA, 912 nt
Organism: Olea europaea var. sylvestris
Lineage: Eukaryota; Viridiplantae; Streptophyta; Magnoliopsida; Lamiales; Oleaceae
Product: putative RING-H2 finger protein ATL21A
Exons: 1
Coding region: 55-771 (238 amino acids)
Molecular function (GO): polysaccharide binding
Source: RefSeq, a predicted model, not a curated record